AUGGGUAUACAGGGGUAUACAGGGUAUACAGGGUAUACAAGGUAUACAGGGUAUACAAGGUAUACAGGGUAUACAGGGUAUACAUGGGUAUACAGGGUAUACAGGGUAUACAAGGUAUACAAGGUAUACAUGGGUAUACAGGGUAUACAUAGGUAUACAGGGUAUACAGGGUAUACAGGGUAUACUGGGCGUACAUGGGUAUACAUGGGUAUACAGGGUAUACAGGGUAUACAAGGUAUACAAGGUAUACAUGGGUAUACAAGGUAUACAUGGGUAUACAAGGUAUACAUGGGUAUACAGGGUAUACAUGGGUAUACAGGGUAUACAGGGUAUACAGGGUAUACAGGGUAUACAGGGUAUACUGGGAGUACAUGGGUAUACAUGGGUAUACAGGGUAUACAGGGUAUACAAGGUAUACAAGGUAUACAUGGGUAUACAGGGUAUACAUGGGUAUACAGGGUAUACAUGGGUAUACAGGGUAUACAGGGUAUACAGGGUAUACUGGGAGUACAUGGGUAUACAUGGGUAUACAGGGUAUACAGGGUAUACUGGGAGUACAUGGGUAUACAUGGGUAUACAGGGUAUACAGGGUAUACUGGGAGUACAUGGGUAUACAUGGGUAUACAGGGUAUACAUGGGUAUACAGGGUAUACAGGGUAUACAGGGUAUACAGGGUAUACUGGGAGUACAUGGGUAUACAUGGGUAUACAGGGUAUACAGGGUAUACAAGGUAUACAAGGUAUACAUGGGUAUACAGGGUAUACAUGGGUAUACAGGGUAUACAGGGUAUACAGGGUAUACAUGGGUAUACAGGGUAUACAUGGGUAUACAGGGUAUACAGGGUAUACAGGGUAUACACAUGGGUAUACACAUGGGCAUACAGGGUAUACACAUACAGGGUAUACAUGGGUAUACAUGGGUAUACAUGGGCAUACAUGGGUAUACAUGGGUAUACAGGGCAUACAUGGGUAUACAGGGUAUACAGGGUAUACAGGGUAUACAGGGCAUACAGGGUAUACAUGGGCAUACAGGGUAUACAUGGGUAUACAGGGUAUACAGGGUAUACAGGGUAUACAAGGCAUACAUGGUAUACAGGGUAUACUGGGGUGGGUAUACAUGGGUAUACAGGGCAUACAGGGUAUACAGGGUAUACUGGGUAUACAUGGUAUACAUGGGUAUACAGGGUAGGUAUACAGGGUAUACUGGGUAUACAUGGGUAUACAUGGGUAUACAGGGUAUACAGGGUAUACAGGGUAUACAUGGGUAUACACAUGGGUAUACAUGGGUAUACAGGGUAUACAGGGUAUGGGGGUAUACAUGGGUAUACAUGGGUAUACAGGGUAUACAUGGGUAUACAGGGUAUACAGGGUAUACUGGGAGUACAUGGGUAUACAGGGGUAUACAGGGUAUACAGGGUAUACAGGGUAUACAGGGUAUACAUGGGUAUACAGGGUAUACAUGGGUAUACAGGGUAUACAUGGGUAUACAGGGUAUACAGGGUAUACAGGGUAUACAGGGUAUACUGGGAGUACAUGGGUAUACAUGGGUAUACAGGGUAUACAUGGGUAUACA
Molecule: messenger RNA, 1572 nt
Organism: Porites lobata
Lineage: Eukaryota; Metazoa; Cnidaria; Anthozoa; Scleractinia; Poritidae
Source: the annotation of a GenBank genome assembly